GGUGGCUCUGGGUCUGCUGGUUCCGUAACAACAUCCCGUUGGCUUCCCUCAGGCGGCGGGACCUGUGCAGCCGCCGCCUCCCGGGAGCGCCCGCCCGCCCGGGCCCGCGCCCUCCCCGGCCCAGGCCGCCAUGGCCACCAACCCGCAGCCGCAGCCGCCGCCUCCGGCGCCGCCGCCUCCCCCGCCACAGCCGCAGCCGCCGCCGCCACCUCCGGGCCCCGGGGCUGGUCCCGGCGCGGGCGGGGCAGGCGGCGCGGGGGCCGGCGCCGGGGACCCGCAGCUCGUGGCUAUGAUCGUGAACCACCUCAAGAGCCAGGGCCUCUUCGACCAGUUCCGCAGGGACUGCCUGGCGGACGUGGACACCAAGCCUGCCUAUCAGAAUUUGAGACAACGUGUUGACAACUUUGUUGCAAACCACUUAGCAACCCAUACGUGGAGUCCACACCUCAAUAAGAACCAGCUGAGAAACAACAUUAGACAGCAAGUGCUCAAGUCAGGAAUGUUGGAGUCUGGUAUUGACCGAAUUAUUUCUCAGGUUGUGGAUCCUAAGAUCAACCACACAUUCAGACCUCAGGUGGAGAAAGCUGUGCAUGAGUUUUUGGCCACACUAAAUCACAAAGAGGAAGCAAGUGGCAGCACAGCUCCGGAUGAUGAGAAACCAGAUUCUUCCAUCAUUACACAAGGUGUCCCUGCUCCUGGGCCCAGUGCUAAUGUAGCCAAUGAUGCUAUGUCAAUCUUAGAAACCAUAACUUCUCUUAACCAAGAAGCUAGUGCUGCCAGGGCUUCGACAGAAGUGUCCAGUGCCAAGGCCAGUGAGAGAGUAUCCAAAAAACUCCCAUCUCAGCCAAGCACUGACACUAGUACUGAGAAAGAGAGAGCUUCAGAGGACAUGAUUGAUAAAGAAAAAUCUACACCUGAUUCUGCAGGGGAAGGAAUGGAAAUAUCCCCUAAAUCUGAAGAAUUUAAUGAUCUCCCUUGUGCAGUUGAAGAAAUUAAAAAUCACACAAAAGAGAGUAAUAGUUCAAUUCUACUAAAUAAGGAUAUUCAACAGGAAAGUGGUGACCAAAAAAAUAAAUCAACUGACAAAGGUGAGAAGAAAGCAGACAGCAAUGAAAAAGGAGAAAGGAAGAAAGAAAAGAAGGAAAAGACUGAAAAGAAAUUUGAUCACUCAAAAAGGAGUGAAGAUACACAAAAAGUAAAAGAUGAAAGACAACCAAAGGAUAAAGAAGUAGAGUGUUCGAAACUCCCUUCAGAAAAGAACAGCAAUAAAGCUAAAAUCAUUGAAGGGACUAAAGAAGAUUGCUCGUUGAUAGAUUCUGAUGUGGAUGGACUAACAGACAUCACAGUUAGCUCUGUCCAUACCAGUGACCUUUCUUCUUUUGAAGAAGACACCGAGGAAGAAGUUGUAAUGUCUGAUAGCAUGGAAGAAGGAGAGAUUACAUCAGAUGAUGAAGAGAAGAACAAGCAGAACAAAACGAAAACUCCGGCCAGUGAUCCCGGUGAAGGAAAAGCAAAAAGCGUACGGCAUUCUUACGUUCACAAGCCAUAUCUCUACUCAAAGUAUUACAGUGAUUCUGAUGACGAACUUACUGUGGAACAACGGCGUCAGUCUAUUGCUAAAGAAAAAGAAGAGAGGCUUUUAAGAAGACAAAUUAAUAGAGAGAAACUUGAAGAAAAACGAAAACAGAAAGCAGAAAAGACAAAAUCGUCAAAAGCUAAGACUCAAGGCAAAAAUAAUAUGGACUUAGAAGAAUCAUCAACAAAGAGUUCGGAACCUAAAGCCCCCAGAAUUAAAGAAGUCCUUAAAGAACGGAAGGUUUUAGAGAAAAAAGUAGCUUUAAGCAAAAAAAGAAAAAAAGAUUCAAGGAAUGUUGAAGAGAAUUCUAAAAAGAAACAGCAAUCUGAAGAAGAUGCCAAAGAAACCCUUAAAACAAAUGAGCAUUGUGAAAAGGAAAAGGCAUCUUCUUCAAAAGAUUUGAAACAUGUGCAUGCAAAAAAUGAACCAAGUAAACCUGCACGGAGACUUUCAGAGUCUUUGCAUGCAGCUGAUGAAAAUAAAAAUGAGCCCAAAAUAGAAAGAGAACAUAAAAGACGGACCUCUACCCCUGUUGUGGUGGAAGGGACACAGGAAGAGAGUGACACACGAGAUGGAAAAAGACAAAUGGAACGCUCAGAAAGUGGCACAGAAGAGCCCCAGAAACAGAAAAGCACAGUUAAAAAUGAAAAGCAUCUAAAGAAAGAUGAUUCUGAAACACCACAUGUGAAAAACCUACCUAAGAAAGAGGCGAAAUCCUCCAAGGAGAAGCUUGAAAAAGAGAAAACUGUGUCAGAGGACAAAUUGUCUAUGAAACAUAAAUAUAAAGGUGACAGUAUGCAUAAAACAGGUGACGAGACCGAGCUUCACUCUUCAGAGAAAGGGUUAAGGGUAGACGAAAGUAUUCAGAAGCAAAGUCAACAAACAAAGCUUUCUUCAGAUGAUAAAGCUGAACGAAAAAGUAAACAUAGGAAUGAAAGGAAAUUAUCAGUUUUAGGCAAAGAUGGAAAGCCAGUUUCUGAAUAUAUUAUAAAAACAGAUGAGAAUGUUCGUAAAGAAAACAACAAAAAAGAGAGACACGUGUCAACUGAAAAAACUAAGGCAGAGCACAAAUCAAGAAGAUCAAGUGAUUCUAAAAUUCAGAAAGAUUCUCUGAGUUCCAAGCAACAUGGUAUCACAUUACAGAGAAGAAGUGAAAGUUAUUCAGAGGAUAAGUGUGAUACGGACUCAACUAAUUUAGAUAGUAAUUCAAAACCAGAAGAGAUCCUUCACAAGGAGAAGCGAAGAACAAAGAGCUUGUUAGAAGACAAACUUAUGUUAAAGGCUAAAUCAAAAAGUCAAGGCAAACAGUUAAAAGUAGUUGAAACAGAAUUACAAGAAAGCAUCACCAAACAGGCCACCACUCCAAAACCAGAUAAGGAGAAGAACACAGAAGAAAGUGACUCAGAUAGACAGCGAAAGUCUAAAGUUGAGGACAAACCUGAGGAAACUGGUCUUGAACCUGUAUUAGAGAAUGCUGCUUCAGCACAUGGUACCCAGAAGGAUUCUAGUCACAGAGCUAAGUUACUAUUAGCAAAGGAGAAAUGUAAGGGAGAUAAAGAUUCAGUCUCUUCCAGACUUGAGAGAAAGUUAUCAGAUGGGCACAAAAGCAGAAGCUUAAAGCAUAGUAGUAAAGACGUCAAAAAGAAGGAAGAAAAUAAAUCAGAUGACAAGGAGGGUAAAGAAGUUGAUAGUAAUCAUGAAAAGACCAGAGGGAAUAGUUCAGUUCUGGAAAAGAAAUUAAGUAGAAGGUUGUGUGAAAAUCGAAGAGGAAGCUUAUCGCAAGAAAUGACCAAAGGAGAAGAAAAAUUAGCAGUGAACACCUUCGGCACUCCCAGUAGUUCCUCCCUUCAGAGACCAAAAAGAAGUGGUGAUACCACAUUGAUCCCUGAACAAGAGCCAAUGGAAAUUGAUUCUGAGGCAGCUGUUGAAAAUUUGUUUGAAGUAUCUAAAAACCAAGACAGCAGCAGUAAUAGUUCUCAGCAAGACGUUGACUCUGAAAAUGGUAUGAAACAAAAAACUACUGCCACUGUUCUAAAGGAUGAAUUACGAACUUCCACAGUAGAUUCAAAAACAGCAGUUCCAGCCUGUAAAUUGGGACGUGCGACAGGAGUUGUUAGUAAUUCUGAAAAGCACACUGACCAUAAAAUUACUCUGACCAAGAAAGUGCAUAUUGAAAGUGCUGUGUCCAAACCAAAUCCCGGGGAGAAAGAACCCACUCAAGCAACUCAUGAAGUGAAUGUAGACUCUGAAACUAGUCACAGAAUAUUACCUCAUGCCCUUUCAGAAAAUGACAAGGCACAAAAGAAUUUGAAAAACACAACUAAACCCACUGAAGAACAUAAUGCUCAAGGAGAUGCUGCUGUUGAACAUUCCACAAAUUUAGACCCCUCACCAUCCUUAAGUUCAGUGACUGUUGUGCCUCAGAAACAAUCUCAUGAUUCAGAUGCAAUUCCUUUAGUGGACAAAAGAACUGUUUUAGAAGGUGGCACAGCUAGCACCUCACCUGUGGACCACCCUCAUAUUCCUAGUCAAAGUUUGGCUGUUAGGGAAUCAGAAGCCCCUGGGACAAGUGACAGCAAAGAAGGAGGUACAGUUUCCACAGUAGAUACACCAGCAAAAGCAAGCAUAGAUAGCAAAAGACACAUUCCAGAAGGUUACCAGGCCACUGUACUGGAGAAUAAACAAGGGAAAGUAAAUAUGCCUCUUGGCAGUGAGUUCACAGACGUGAUUAUGGAAAAUGAGAAUGUUCACAAAGUACGUGGCUUGAUGGACAUGGCCCAGAAAGAUGACUUAAUUACAGAGCCCAGUUCAAAGCAGACAUUUAGAGCUGCAGUAGAAAAUGGUACAAAGAAUGGCAUUGCUGUUGACCAUGUGGUAGGCAUGAGUACAGGAAAAGAUACUGAAACUAUUGAACUGAGGCAUAGUCGAGGCCCAGGUGAAGUAGAAAACAUGUCAAUUGAUGUUGAAAGACGGAAUGAAAACAGUGAGGUAGACACCAGUGCUGGAAGUAACACCACAUCGUCUGUUUUAGAACAAAGGAAUGGAAAAACUGAGAAUGUGACGACUGGGUCUGGUAGAGCAGAAAAGACUUCUGUUGCCACUAGCACUGAAGGGAAGGACGACAAUGUUAACUCAAUUCCGGUAAAAGCAGGGGAUGCUACAACCACUUCCUCAGAAACAGGAGAGGGUGAGGUGGCUGUGCCUUGCACAAGCAUUGAGGCAGAUGAAGGCUUCAUAACAGGUGCCUGCUGCAGAAACAAUCCUCUUCACAUUGGGGCAGAAGCCAGCGAAUGCACUGUUUUUGCUGCAGCUGAAGAAGGUGGCGGCAUUGUCACAGAAGGAUUUGCUGAAAGUGAAACUUUCCUUACAAGCACCAAGGAAGGAGAAAUUAGAGAGUGUACUAUGGCUGAAUCUGAAGAAGCUGCAGCAGACCCAGUGACUGCUCACACUGUUAAAAUUGAAGACAAUGUCAAUAGCGUUGUGACAGAAGAGAAAGAUGAUGCCGUAACCAGUGCAGGCUCUGAAGAAAAAUGUGAUGAUGGUUCUUCAAGUAGAGACUCAGAAAUAGUUGAAGGAACUGUUACUUUUAUUAGUGAAGUUGAAAGCGAUGGAGCGGUAACAAGUGCUGGGACAGAAAUAAGAGAGGGAUCCUUAGGCAGUGAAGAGGUAGACGGAUUCCAGAGAAAUACAAUGAGAAUGGGCUGCACAAAAGAAACUGAAGGGACUGUGACGUGUACAGGAGCAGAAAGGAGAAGUGAUAACUUUGUUAUGUGCUCAGUAACUGGUGCAGGGCCACAGGAGGAGCGCAUGGUUACAGGUGCAGCUGUGAUCCUGGUAGAUAACAACACACCACCAGGAACAAGUGCCACCCAAGAAGGAGAUGGUUCCGUGAAUGAUGGUACAGAAGGUGAAAGUGCAGUCACCAGCACAGGGAUAAUGGAAGAAGAUGGAGAGGGGCCAGCAAGUUGCACAGGUUCAGAAGAGAGCAGCGAAGGCUUUGCUAUAAGUUCUGAGUCAGAAGAAAAUGGAGAGAGUGCGAUGGACAGCACAGUAGCCAAAGAAGUCACUAAUGUACCAUUAGUCGCUGCUGGUCCAUGUGAUGAUGAAGGCAUUGUAACCAGCACAGGUGCAAAAGAGGAAGAUGAUGAAGGCGAGGGUGUCGUGACUAGUACCGGAAGAGGAAAUGAAGUUGGGCACGCGUCAACUUGCACGGGGAUAGAAGAAGAGAGUGAAGGGAUAUCAAUUUGUGAAAGUGCAGAAGAAGGAGACAGUCAGAUUGGUACUGCAGUAGGGCAUGUGGAAGCUGAGGCUGGAGCAGCCAUCACCAAUGCAAAUGAAAGUAAUGUUGAUAGCAUGACUGGUGCAGAGAAGGAAAUUAAAGAUACAGAGAUCUGCUCCAGUGCAAAAGGCAUGGUAGAAAGCAGUGUGACCAGUGCAGUUUCAGGAAAGGGUGAAGGGGCACCAGUGCCUGAAGGUUGCGAGGGUCCCAUGACUAGUGUGGCUUCAGAUCAAAGUGCCAGUCAGCUCACCAGAAAAGAAAAAGUUGAAGAUACCCCUAUUUCCACUGGCCUUGUCGGGGGCAGUUAUGAGGUACUUGUAUCUGGUGCAGUCCCAGAAUAUGAAGUUCAUCACACAUUGCCAAGUGAGAAAGAAGAUGAAGGUAUCAUCACCUCUGUGGAAAAUGAAGAAUGUGAUGGCCUCAUGGCUACUACAGCCAGUGACAGUAUUACCAACCAAACUUGUUUAGGUGGGGGCAAAAGUCAAGGCAAAGGCUUGAUGAUUUCCACCAGUACAACAAAUGAUUGCAUCACUCAGUUAAGCAUGAUUGCAGACGUGGAAGGUCAUUCAAGUGCUCUGAGAACUGAAGAAAAUAUGGAAGGAACCAGAGUAAACGUGGAAGAAUUUGAGGCCCCAAUGCCCAGUGCAGUUUCAGGAGAUGAGAGCCAGCUCCCUGCUACAAGAACUGAAGAGAAAGAUGAGUGUGCCAUGAUUUCCACAAGCAUAGGGGAAGAAUUUGAAGUGCGUAUUUCCAGUGCAACAACCAUCAAAGAUGCUGAAAGUCAGCAGACAGUUGCAACAGUUGAAGAAAGAGCUAAAGGUCCAAUGUUGGCAAGCACUGAUGACUUUGAGGGGCCCAUGCCCAGUGCACCCACAGAAGUUGAUAGUCCUCUUGCCUCAACCAGCAAGGAGGAGAAAGAUGAAUGUGCUCUCAUUUCCACCAGCAUAGCAGAAGAAUGUGAGGCCUCUAUUUCUGGUGUAGCUGUAGAAAAUGAAAAUGAGCAAUCUCUUACAGUCAUGGAAGAAAAAGAUGGGAGUGCUGUCAUCUCAACAAGCUCAGUAGAAGACUGUGAGGGUCCAGUGUCCAGUGCUGUCCCUCAGGAAGAAGUUCAUCCCUCAGUCACACCAGUGGAAGAGAUAAGUGACACCACCAUGAUUUCUACAAGCACCACUGAAGGAUGUGAAGCAGUCAUGAUGGGUGCUGUCCCACCAGAUGAAGAUCAGCCCACUGUUGCAAGAAUGGAGGACUUGAGUGAUGCUGCCGUCAUCUCCACGAGCACAGCCGAAUGUGUGCUGAUUGUCACUGGCCUAGACAGACACGAAGAGAAUCGGCUGACUGCAGACAACCCAGAAGGAAAACAUGACCUGUCGGCUGCAAAGGCAAGCAAGUAUGAGGUCCCUAUGCCCAGCCUAAUUGCUGAGAACAACUGUCAGCAUCCUGGGCCGUUCACGGGAGGAAGAGAAGUGGGCCCUGUGAUGGCAGUGAGCUCCAAGGAAGGGCGUGACAGCACAUCAAUCAGCGUGCUCUCUGCAGAGGGAGGCCAGCCAGGUGCUGUGUGUACACAAGAGAAAGAGAGGCAUGGCAAAGACUGUCUUGGCAAAGUAUCUCCUACAGGAAGAGGACAGAAUGCAAGCACCUUGCCCCUCGUAAAUGCAGAAGAGAAGAGUGUCCAGUUGAGCUCUGUUGAGAGGGAAGAUAAAAGCCCUGAGGCAGGGACAGCAGGGGACAGUACCACAGGGAGCUGUUCAGCAGAGAGGGGCGAGGAGAGAAGUGCUGACUCACCUGUCCAUCUGAGAGGACCUGAGCAAACAUGUGGGCAGAUGGCUGAAGACUCCGCCGUCAGUAUUGGCUGUUUGACAGCAAAACAUACUGGUGCUAUAGAAGCUGGUGACAUGCCACAAGUCAAAGACGCUGCAGCGGAGCCGUCAUCACCUCCUCCUGACCAACAGAGGCCUGAGGGCAACUUGAAAACCACCGUCACUGAAUGUAUUAAUGGCCAAGAAUCAGAAGUUGCUCCUUCCCACACAACAGUCCUUCCAGCUGCCUUCGAUGUAGCUCUUUCAGCUCCUAAAUGUGAGCAGAACCUGACCAUAGAGAGUGAUCACAGUGGCACAUGGACUGUUCAAGUGUCUGCUGAAAAAACUGGAGAUGGUAACGGCAUGACAAAGUUACUCCAGGAGGAAGGAGACCUGGAGGUCACUGUUUCUUCUCAAGAAAAUUUGUGCAACAAAGGCAAUGAAGAGUCUCCAACAAAUGUUUUGGGAGGAUUGGAACUGAAAGCCAACUUGAAAACUGAGACAUUUGUACCAACAGAGGAAGAGAAAAAUCCUGAAAUUCUAGCACCACCGGAAAGUCCACGUGGGAAAAAGUCAAGUGGACUAGCCAAACUACAGAGGGAGCCUUCUUUGGUGAAUGAAUCACUGAAUGUCGAAAAUUCAGGCUCAAGAACAAAUGAAGAAAUUCAUAGCAAACCUCAUAACAAAGAAGAGAUAUCCAGUGGUAGAAAAGAUAGCACAGAAGUCGUAAGGGGUCAUAGUGUUGAAGCAAAUCCUAAAGAGGUUGAAGAGGAAGAAAGGCAUAUGCCUAAAAGAAAAAGAAAGAAGCAUUACCCCUCUUCAGAAGAUGAACUGGAUGAUAAUCCAGAUGUCCUGGAUUCCAAAAUAGAAACAGCACAGAGGCAGUGUUCUGAAACUGAACUACAAGAUGCAAAGGAAGAGAACUCUGGGGAUUUGGAAGAAUUAUCUAAACCAACUUCUAAGACAAACAGCACUGCUUCAAGGUGCAUGGAAGAAAAAGAUGAAUAUAGCAGCAGUGAAGCUGCUGGUGAAAAGACGGAGCAGAAUGACGAUGACAACAUAAAAUCUCAGGAGGAAGAUCAGCCAGUAAUUAUUAAAAGGAAAAGAGGACGACCUCGUAAAUACCCUGUAGAAACAGCAUUAAAAACAAAAGAAGACUGCAAAACAGAUACUGGCAUUGUCACUGUGGACCAAUCUCCACCUGGCGGCAAACUGAAAGUAAUGCAAACAGAUGAGUCCAAUAAAGAAACACCUAACCUACAGGAAAGAAGUAUAAGCAAUGAUGAUGGUGAAGAAAAAACAAUAGCAAGUGUGCGUCGGAGAGGAAGGAAGCCCAAGCGUUCGCUCACUUUAUCAGAUGAGGCUGAAUCCUCAGAACCAGAAAGAAAACGCCAGAAGUCAGUUUCUGAAGCAACUGAGGACAAGAAAGACCAGGAGUCUGAUGAGGAAGAGGAAGAGGAGGAAGAGGAUGAGCCCUUGGGAGCCACCACAAGGUCCAGCACUAGAUCCGAGGCUCAGAGAAAGCAUCAUAGCGAGCCACCUGCACGUGCAACAUCCAAACCUGGCAACCCAGAAACGGUUUCUCCUAGAAAUCGCCAAAAAUUAGCAAAAGAGAAGUUAUCUACCAGCGAGAAAGUUAGUAAAUCUCCCCCAUUAGGAAGAUCCAAGGCACAGCUCUCCCCUCCUACCAAGCGCAAGAGAGAAGUCAGCCCUCCUGGGGCGCGCACGCGAGGCCAGCAGAGAGUGGAGGAAGCCCCUGUGAAGAAGGCAAAGCGAUAAUCCUGAGAACCCUCACCGCAGCUGCUCCUGGCUUGUCGGGGACACAGUGGAGAGAAGGGGGACGAGCCUUAGGGGCCACAGGCUUUUUUUUUUAACCAGGGAAAGGACGUGCAUGUGCUCUAAGUUCCUAGGUGCAAGCUUUUUCUUGUUAUGUUUUAAACAGCUUUAUAAACUAUUGUUCAUAGAAGAUAUUAUGUACAUUUAUUUCAGAUAAAGGAAAAUAAGUUUACUUUGUAUCUAAACUCAAAACAAAGUAGUUGUAUAUUUUAACAUUUGAAAUUGGGAUUUCCCUAUGCGACACAUCACUAAUGCAACCCUCCCAGCCCAUCAGACACCAGGCUGCGUCCUGGUGAUCUGUGUACAGUAUAUAAACAUGUAAAAAUAGGUUGUAUUUUACUCUAUGUAUGAUGCUAAUCAAUGAACACUUUAUUUAUUUUACAGAGAAAACUUAUCUGUGAACUUUACUAUAUAUCUGUUUAUUUUAUUUUAUUAUUUUUUUUAAUAAAAAAAGGGUUUUAAAUGCUAUGCAGUCAUUAGUAGAAAUGUUUUAGGACUCUGCCUGCCCUGUAACUAUCUGAAUAUGAUCUGGCAGGAAAUACAAAAUCUUUUCGCAUGUAUCCAAGUAAAGUAGUUUAGCUCAAGAAAGGAUCUCCAUUGCUUUUCUGUUCACAGGUGUGACUGUUUUUUAAGAAUGUACUUGUUUUUAGAUUAUACCCGCAUCAGUGACUUUUCUACCAUCCCCUCUGGCGUAGGAGGUCCCGGUUCAGGGAAAGUCACAUCCUGACCCUUUACCUGCGGCAGCAGCCCCUCCACCCGUGUUUGUACCUCUCCUCUGUACUCCUCUGAGGCGUCUCCCCUGUUCUUUCCAUGUCGUCUUUUCAGUGAAGACAAAUGCAUUGACAUUAGGUCACUUCUAUCUAUCAAGCUUCAGGAUUUUAUGUUGUUUUAUACACAAUUAUUUCAGGAUAGAAACUGGCUUUACUGCCAGAUUCUUUUUUAAACAUGUUUUAACUCACAUAUGAGCAAACUGUCCAACUUAAGUUUUUCAUAAGAUUAAACUUUUCUUAAGAUCAAAUUUGUCUCUAGCAAUGAUGUGAUGAGUUGCCAAAUAAUUGAGAUUAUUUUAAAAUGUUUUGUUCAUAUUCUUGUUUUGUAAUUAAAAUUUACAUUCAGUGUG
Molecule: messenger RNA, 10607 nt
Organism: Equus caballus (horse)
Lineage: Eukaryota; Metazoa; Chordata; Mammalia; Perissodactyla; Equidae
Gene: BOD1L1
Product: biorientation of chromosomes in cell division 1 like 1
Source: RefSeq, a predicted model, not a curated record